This is a messenger RNA of Nicrophorus vespilloides, 2372 nucleotides long. RefSeq lists its product as uncharacterized. The record is from RefSeq and is a predicted model, not a curated record. The transcript has 6 exons. NCBI's taxonomy places the organism in Eukaryota, Metazoa, Arthropoda, Insecta, Coleoptera, Silphidae. Bases 33 to 2372 code for a protein of 779 amino acids.
CCCUUCCAGAUGUUGGAUAAAUUUGUAUAAAAAUGCGAGCGUUUGGAGACAGAGGUAUCACUUCGAAAUUACUUUCGUAUUCAGCAACAAUGGCAUUCAAGCUCGUAGUUUUGUGCGCCGCUUUGGCCGUAGCCAGCGCUGGUAAUUUGGGAUACUCCUAUGGAGCCGCCCCAUUGGCAUACUCCGCAGGAUACACCCAUGGAGUAGCCGCCCCAUUGGCCUACUCUGCUGGAUACGCUCACCAAGCCGCCCCAUUGGCUUACUCUGCUGGAUACGCUCACCAAGUUGCCCCAGUCGCCUACUCCUCUGCUCCAGCUGUAUCUUACUCCAGCAUCUCUGCUCCAGUCGCCACCUACGCCAAGACCAUCGCUGCCCCAGUAGCUUACUCUGCUCCAGUAGCCUACUCCGCCCCAGUAGCUCACGCUUACGCCGCUCCAGUCGUAGCUAAGACCAUCGCCGCCCCAGUUGCCACCUCUUACUCUCACUCCACCGUCACCAAGUCUGUAGCUCCAGUAGCCACCUAUGCCGCCGCUCCAGUAGCCUACUCUGCCCCAGUCGCCGCGUACGCUAAGACCAUCGCCGCCCCAGUAGCCUACUCUACCUACUCCGCCCCAAUUGCUCAAACUUACUCCAGCCCGAUCGUCGCCAAGACCAUCGCCUCUCCCCUUGCCUACUCAGCCUACUCUUCUCCAGUAGUAACUAAGACCGUAGCCGCCCCAGUCGCUCACGUUUCUUACUCCUCCCCGUCCAUCGGCUACGCCACCAACUACGGAUGUAAUUCAGUCUUAUGUACCGAAUACAAAGUAUUCGUUGGUGGCGUAGUUGAUGGCUGGAGCGGAGUAGGACACGUGAGCGACUGGGGCAGCUACGGUCUUGGCUACUACUGGGGCGGAGUAGGCAGAGUAGGCGAGGGGAGAGGCGAUGGUCUUGGCGUAGGUGGCAACUGGGGCGGAGUAGGCUACUGGAGCGGCGGCGUAGGUAGCGACUGGAGCUACGGAUUUGGUGACGGUGGAGUGAGAGUAGGAGGUGGCUACUGGGGCGGCGAUGGUCUUAGCUACAACUGGAGCGGUGUAAGCGUGAGCUACUGGAGCGGAGUAGGCGACUGGAGCAGCAGAGUAAGCUACUGGGGCGGCGAUGGUCUUAGCGUAAGUGGCAACUGGAGCAGCAGCAUAGGUGGCAACUGGGGCAGCAGCAUAGGCGGCGACUGGGGCAGCGGCGUAGGUGGCUACUGGAGCAACAGACUUGGUGACGGUGGAGUGGGAGUAAGAAGUGGCUACUGGGGCGGCGAUGGUCUUGGCUACAACUGGGGCAGUGUAAGCGUGAGCUACUGGAGCAGAGUAGGCAACUGGGGCGGCGAUGGUCUUGGCGUAGGUGGCAACUGGAGCAGCGGAGUAAGCCAAAGCUGGGGCGGCAGAAAAACCAUCACUUUAAUUAAAAUGGCAUUCAAGCUCGUAGUUUUGUGCGCCGCUUUGGCCGUAGCCAGCGCUGGUAACUUGGGAUACACUUACGGAGCCGCCCCAUUAGCCUACUCUGCUGGAUACAGCCAUGGAGUAGCUGCUCCAGUCGCCUAUUCCGCUGGAUACGCUCACCAAGUCGCCCCAGUAGCCUAUUCCGCUGGAUACGCUCACCAAGCCGCUCCUUUGGCCUACUCCGCCGCCCCAGCUUUGUCUUACUCUGCUGCUCCAGUAGCAACCUACGCCAAGACCAUCGCCGCUCCAGUAGCCACCUCUUACUCUCACUCUACUGUCACCAAAUCUGUUGCUCCAGUAGCCACCUACGCUGCUGCCCCAGUCGCCGCCUAUGCUGCUGCCCCAGUUGCCACAUACGCCAAGACCAUCGCUGCCCCAGUAGCUUACUCUGCUGCUCCAGUCGCCUACUCUGCCCCAGUAGCUCACGCUUACACCGCUCCAGUCGUAGCUAAAACCAUCUCUGCCCCAGUUGCCACCUCUUACUCUCACUCCACCGUCACCAAGUCCGUAGCUCCAGUAGCCACCUACGCUGCUGCUCCAGUAGCCACUUACGCUGCCGCCCCAGUUGCUACCUACGCCGCCGCCCCAGUAGCCACCUACGCUGCUGCUCCAGUUGCCACCUACGCCAAGACUAUCGCUGCCCCAGUAGCUUACUCUGCUGCUCCAAUCGCCUACUCCGCCCCAGUAGCUCACGCAUACACUGCCCCAGUCGUAGCUAAGACCAUCUCCGCCCCAGUUGCCACCUCUUACUCUCACUCCACCGUCACCAAGUCCGUAGCUCCAGUAGCCACCUACGCUGCUGCCCCAGUAGCCUACUCCACCCCAAUUGUCGCUAAGACCGUAGCCGCCCCAGUCGCCUAUACCGCUCCAGCCAUCAACUACGCCACCAACUACGGAUGGUAA